UGAGGGAGGCAAAUGAAGCUGCUGCCUUGCGGGAGAACAUCCAAAAGUGUUGCGCUACAAAAGAGUGAAUCAAGGGCAAGGAGUGACUUGAAUGCAUCUCACUGAAGGAAUGAGGAGGAGCCUACGUCUUUGAGCUCCUGUACAAUUACAGACUACACCAUCUCCUCUACUUCUUGUUUGCUGCUUGGCUGAUCCGCUUAUCCGUGAGCCAGGAUGAAUGACAUUCAGGAGGCCACCUCUCCUGCCACCAGCCUUGGCGGUCCGGCAACCUGUGUCUCCAAAGUAGAGCUGCGAGUGUCUUGUAAAGCUCUACUGGACCGAGACACUCUCAAUAAGUCCGACCCUUGUGUGAUCCUCAUGGUACAGACCAAUGGACAGUGGACGGAGUUGGACAGGACAGAGGUGAUCAAGAGCAACUUGCACCCGGUCUUCGCCAAGGUUUUCUCAUUGGACUACUACUUUGAAGAAGUACAGAAGCUGCGUUUUGAAGUGUACGACAUCCACGGUACUCACAGCAUCGGGACGCGUGAUGAUGACUUUCUGGGUGGUGUGGAGUGUACGCUUGGCCAGAUUGUGGCCCAAAAGAAGAUGGUGAAGCCUUUACUUCUCAAGUAUGGAAAGUAUGCGGGCAAGUCCACUAUCACGGUGCACGCAGAAGAAAUUUCUGGCAACAAUGGCUACGUAGAGCUUGCAUUCUGUGCCAAGAAACUUGAUGAUAAGGACCUCUUCAGCAAGUCAGACCCCUUCUUGGAAAUAUAUCGUAUCAAUGAUGAUGAAACCGAGCAGCUUGUUCACAGAACGGAGGUGAUUAAGAACAACCUGAAUCCUGUUUGGGAGCCAUUCAAGGUGUCUCUCAUAUCCCUGUGCAGCUGUGAUGAGGAACGGAAGCUGAAGUGCCUCGUGUGGGAUUAUGACUCCAGAGGGAAGCACGACUUCAUUGGCGAGUUCUACGCUACUUUCAGGGAAAUGCAGAAAAUCUCCAGUGGAAAUAAGGUGACGUGGGAUUGUGUGAAUCCCAAGUACAAACAGAAAAAAAGGAAUUAUAAAAACUCAGGAGUAGUCAUCCUAAGUGAUCUCAAGCUCCACAGAGUUUACUCCUUCUUGGAUUACAUCAUGGGAGGAUGCCAGAUUCACUUUACGGUCGCCAUCGACUUCACAGCUUCUAAUGGAGACCCCAGGAACAGCUGUUCUUUGCAUUACAUCAACCCCUACCAGCCCAACGAGUACCUGAAGGCUCUGAUAGCUGUGGGGGAGAUCUGCCAAGACUAUGACAGUGAUAAACGGUUUUCAGCUUUGGGGUUUGGUGCCAGAAUCCCUCCAAAUUAUGAGGUGUCUCAUGACUUUGCCAUCAAUUUCAAUCCAGAAGAUGAUGAAUGCGAAGAGAUCCAAGGAGUCGUUGAGGCAUACCAGAACUGCCUACCUAAAAUCCAGCUGUAUGGCCCCACCAAUGUUUCCCCCAUCAUUAACAGGAUAGCCAAGCUGUCAGCCGGUGAUGGCAACAUUAAAGACGCCUCUCGUUACCACAUCCUGCUUAUCCUCACCGAUGGCGUGGUGACGGAUAUGGCGGACACACGAGAAGCCAUCGUGCGAGCCUCCUAUCAGCCUCUCUCCAUAAUUAUUGUCGGCGUAGGCAAUGCAGAUUUUACAGACAUGCAGAUCUUGGACGGUGAUGACGGUGUCCUACGCUCACCGAAGGGCGAGCCGGUCCUGAGGGAUAUUGUGCAGUUUGUGCCCUUCAGGGACUUCAAGACGGCUUCACCGGCAGCCUUAGCCAAAUGUGUCCUGGCAGAGGUGCCCAAGCAGGUGGUGGAGUACUACAGUCAUAAGGCCAUCCCACCUAUGUGUCCAGUGAGGGACUUGUCCACACCCAUCCUCAGCCCGGUUGCCACCAGCCCAACAGAGUAGCGACACUAAACCCAUUCCCGGGGACCCAGCUGUAACCGCGGCUUCUGUUCUACAAACUGACAUCCAGCUUGGAGGAUGAGUUGAGAGAAAAGUCCUAAACAUCUUCUUAGCCGUCUAUUCCAAUUCUACAAAAAAAGAUUCUGGAAAAUUCAUCAGGAAGUGCUCUGUUCAGUGUGGAUUCAGCACAUCUCCCUGGCUUUACAAAUGAACCAUCCCAGCUGUAUCAGCAUCUGAAGGAUUAUAUAUCUUUGCCUUGACUGUGUGCAUGCCAGCCAAUCUGUCGCCCAUUAAUCACAGACGGAGAGGACUGAUAUUCCUUCACUGACUGGAAAAUUCAGACUCUUAUUUUGUCUCAUUUGUUUUCAUUCCUGCAAGUGUCUGUUUAACGAUGUAUUGCAAAGAGUAACACAGGCAACCGGUCCCUGAUAAAUUCAUCACAAGGGUCUAAAUGAAAGGUGAUACAUUUUCAAUUUGGGGUGUGCUGCAUUGAAUUGUUAUCACAUGGUUGGUGUGCAGGGUUUGACCCCUUUAAGGAUACGUUGUAUUGCUCAAAUCUUUAUCAAGAUGACAUGGGGUGCGGUUUUCCGGUUGCACUGCUUCAUGGCAUCUGGAAAACAGGAUGGUUAGACAAUUUGUUUGUUGUUACUGUUUACACAUGGAUUAUUAGCUAUGAUCCAUAACUGAGCACCAGAGAUAAAUGUUUAUAUGAGCAGAGGAUCACAUUUACGGAGAAAUGUAUUUCAUAGUGUUUCAAACUGUUUACGCUAGAUAUUCUUGAUUGAGGCGGCACGGCGGAGGAGUGGUUGGCGUGCAGACCUCACAGCUAGGAGACCAGGGUUCAAUUCCACCCUCAGCCAUCUCUGUGUGGAGUUUGCAUGUUCUCCCUGUGCAUGCGUGGGUUUUCUCCGGGUACUCCGGUUUCCUCCCACAUUCCAAAAACAUGCUAGGUUAAUUGGCGACUCCAAAUUGUCCAUAGGUAUAAAAGUGAGUGUGAAUGGUUGUUUGUCUAUAUGUGCCCUGUGAUUGGCUGGCGACCAGUCCAGGGUGUACCCCGCCUCUCCCCCGAAGACAGCUGGGAUAGGCUCCAGCAACCCCGCGACCCUCGUGAGGAAAAAGCGGUAGAAAAUGAAUGAAUGAAUGAAUGAAAUUCUUGAUUGAAUGAUUUUCCUCAGUCAACAGACAUUAAGAAGUAAAUAGUGACAGAUGAAUUCGAUAUUUUGGGAAGCUUGACUGGUUUGAUGGCUGAUACACGCCACUGCAGAGGCGACAUAUCAUAAACGUGUCUAUGGAGUGACUGCCUCAACAUCAAGUCAUUUUAUUUGACUGAAGAUGUGGGAAAAAAGUAUCUUUCAAGAAGACAUUGAGGCCAAUUGAAAGUCCUGCCUUGCCUUUCCUAACAUAGAACCACUAUCAUGUCAUCACCAAAAGCAAGGCAGAGCGCUGUUGUUGAAUGCACAGCUUGUCACAUAUCAUGACGUCACUUCCAAGCCACAGAGGAAAUAAGAACAAAAUCGAUUCUUAUUAUUAACCAUUAUUCACCAUUCUUAUGGGUCUCCAGACCUUGAUCGGGAGUGCAGGGAGCUAGCUUCCUCUGCCGCUCCAAGGCCGAGUGGGGUUUGUAAUGUCUUGCCUUCAGGGAUAAUGCAUUUCUUCCCUUUCCUUACUGUCUUGUGUAGUUUUAUGGGUGAGGUCUUUAUUUCAUCAUAUGACAUGCGCCAAGCUGUUCCCUGUACCACUCCAUCACAAACUGGUGCCUAGUCAUGGACGGAAGUCAAGGCAGUUUAUAGGGAGAUUUAAGUGAAACAUGUCACAGAUGUGUCAUUAAGAAACCUGUGAAAAAAAUUAAAUACAUCACCUUUAAAUUGUGUUUUUAGGUGAUAAAACACAAACCAUUUUUAGAGUCGGAAAAACAAUAAUAGCAUCCAGUUUAUGAUAUGUUUUUCAAGCAUCUCCGAUAAGAUGUGACAUCACUUCAUGUUUAGGGGAUAGUUUGGAUUUUUUGACAUGACAUUGUAUGACAUCCCCAUCAGCAGUGUAGUCCAUCAAUAGUUACUUACCUCAUACUUGGUCUCGUGAAUGCAGUUUUACUCAAAUUUUGGUGAUGAGAAAUGUUCCUGUAAAGAGUUUGGCUUUUUUAAACAAUAUGCUUUAGAAAGGGGAAUACAUUUGCCUCCUCGAAAAAAAUCCGACCUCUCAAAUUGCUUGGUUUUACUUUCGCUGCCAUCUUGUUUACAUAUGUGUUCCAUUGCGGAUGAAGAUGUGUGGGUCGCAGCUAUUUUCAUUACAUACAGUACAAUGGACAGCCGAUAGCAUGAAUUAAUAUCAGCAAAAAUAAAGCUGAGUGAUUUGUAUGAGGUCCGAUUUUGUUUUUGUCAGUUAAAUGUAUUACUCUUUCAAACAUAUUUUUUGAAACUUUUUGUAACUUGGGUUACCCGUUUCUCCUCACCAAAAUCCAACGGGGUAAGUAACCGUUGAUGGACUACACUGCUGAUGGAGAUGUCAUACAACUUCAUGUCAAAAAAAUAAAAACUAUCCCUUUAAGUUAAUCCUUUGGAACUGUCCAAAAUUGUUCCCCCGUAACGGCUGCCAUGAAUGUCUUUAUUUUUCAGCAACUUUCUAUAAUGUUUCACAGAUUAGAUUAAUUGACAGCACACAGCCGUGCUGCAGCACAAACACAAUUGGAGCUUCCAUCUUAAUUUGUUGUAAUGUAUUAUUCAAAUGGUAAUCCUAUACUGUAAGAAAGACAACUAAAAAUUGGAGUACAUUGUCAAAUAUUAUAUCUUAGUAUUUUGCACGACAUUCACUCAGACCUUGACAGCAUAUACUACCAAGCAGCACCUCUGGGAUUGAACCAGAAACUCUGAUUACAAUAUGACAUGUAUACCUCUUCAAGCGUGACGCACAAAAAUUCUAAUGUACUUGAAUCAUCCAAACUUUUUCAGUGUUAAUAAGACUGAUCUUGUGAAAUGAACUAAUUUUCCAUCCAAAUUGAAAUUCUGUUUGCAGUGAAAUAAGAAGCUGACCCUCUGUUAAUGCUAUUUUUUUUUUUUAUUUGCCAUUCCACUAUUGAGCAUUCUGGUUUUAAAUUGAAGUCUAACAACAUACUAUCAUGAAGAUAUAAUAUUUCAUUGAAAAAGCAAAGCACAUAUUUGUGUAAAACUGACUUAUUUGUGGGUGGAGAUUUUUUGGCAGCCAUUUGUCAUGCAACGGAUAUGUAUUUGUAGUGGGCAUUGUGUAUAUAAUACAGUAUGUUCCACAUACACAUAACUUAAUUAUAAAUAAUCAUAAUGUAUUAUGUUUAUGUAUCAUCAAUAAUAAAUAUUUUGAUUAAUUAAUAACAAUAUAAAUAGUAUUAAUAUGUAUUUUAAAGUAAACUUUGGAAAUGUACAAUAUAUUGGUCUUGGGUUGUUGAAGCACAACAUGUUUUGGUGGAAAAUAGCUCCGUUCCGAAGUACGAUAGUACUUAACUUUUGGUAUGAUUUCCCAAUAUAUUCUGAAGAAACAGUUUGCCAGCGGUGGCUGCACACACAGACACACACACACACAAACACACAAACAAAUGAAGCCUAACGUUGUGUGGUCUGGCUGGAUAGCUUAUAUUUAUUUUAUUCACAAAGUGUUCUGGUAAUUGCUUUCCAUACCUGCUGGGCGCUUGCACUUUUUCUUUUGUUUAUACGGUGCAUGUUUGCUUAAAAAGUCAACUUGGCCGGAAACCAAGCUACCACUGUAUUUACAGCAAUUGCUCUCAAACACACACAUCUUGGAGGCACAAAUAUUACCACGACUUUGAUUUGUCCUCUGGCUAGCUCCCCCAGCUCUCCCACUAUUGACUGAUGGAUGCGCGUCACACACACACACACACACACACACACACAACCAUGCAGCAUGGUUGGAAUGUCUGAACUGCUUUGAACAAGCAAAGUGGUAGAGGAAAGGACUGUCACUGUGGAUCACACAGCGAGGACUAUUGAUCCAGUGGACCAAGAUAUGGACUUGUACCAAUGUAAAUGAUCCUGGAGGGAGUUUGGACCUUGUAACACACAAAAAAAAACACCUUCAUGUAACUGCAACGGGAUGCAAAAAAAAAAAUGGAAAGAAAACAGCACAGCUGGAGUACACAGCAAUCACAAUUUAGGGAAAGAGCUUGUCUUGUGUGCAUCAUGAAUAAUCAUCUCAGCAUGUCAGCUGCCCUUGUGCAAAAACUGUCAUUCAUUUCCACAGUGUGUCACUUCCAAAUGAUAGCUAUAAUCGCAGAGAGAUGAAGACUAUUUUAAAGCAUUUUAUCUCAAAAAGCAGCUUGUGCUUUCCCAUAAACACAUAGAGUCGACUCAAUGGCGAUGAAUUGCAAACAUUCACAAAUAUUCUGUAUCUUUUGUGACUAAAUCAGUUGAGUACAGUGAAAUCAAAGACAAUCCUGUUCAACCAGGAUACUGUUCAACCUCUGAUUUGGUCAGACUUGGAAACAUUUUUUGUCAGUAGGAAAUGAUGAAUAAUAAAAAUGUCAGAUAAUGUGAAUAAUCAAUAAUGGGAUGAUCAAUGUUUUUGCAGAUAACAAUGUCUGUGUGUGAGUAAAUGCACGGUACGCUACAGAGCAACAAGCUCAGUAUGUCUGCAGUCUGGAAUUAUUUCCAAGUUUCACCUUUAGAUUGAAAAUAUGCAAUUUUCAAUGACUAUAAAAUUGAAUCACUCAGAGUCACACAGUUUCAUCAAAAUGCUCCUCAGUGGCAAAGCUCCAGGGGUGGACGAGUUUCGCCCUGAAUUUCUCAAGGCUCUGGAUGUUGAGAGACUGUCUUGGCUGACACGUCUCUUCAACAUUGCACGGAAGUCGGAAACAGAACUUUUGGAUUGGCAGACCGGGGUGGUGGUCCCCCUCUUUCAACUACAAGGGGAUCACACUCCUUGACCUCCCUGGAAAACUCUUUUCCAGGGUGCUGGAGAGAAGUGUACGACCAUUGGUCGAACCUAUGCUCCAAGAGGUUCAAUGCGGUUUUUGUCCCGGAACACUGGACCAGCUCUAUAACCUCGCGAGGGUGUAGGAGGAUGCAUGGGAGUUUGCCCAAUCGGUCUACAUCCAUGCGCUUUGUGGACUUGGAAAAGGCAUUCGCCCGUGUCCCUCAUGGCAAUCUUUAGGGGGUGCUCCGGGAGUAAGGGAUUGCUGGUGAGCUACUAUGUGCCAUUCGGUUCUUGUACAAACGGGGCAGGAGCUUGGUUCACAUUGCCAGCAGUAAGUCAAGCCUGUUUCUGGUAAACGUUGGCCUCCGCCAAGGCUGCCCUUUGUCACAGAUUCUGUUCACAAUUAUCAUGGACAGAAUUUGUAGGUGCAGCCAAAGCCUUCGAGGGACUCUGGUUCAGGGGCCUUAGGAUCUCAUCUCUGCUAUUUGCGGACAAUGUGGUCCUGAUGGCCUCUUCGGGCUGUGACCUUCAGCGUUUACUAGGGUGGUUUGCAUCUGAGUGUGAAGCUUCUGGGAUGAGACUCAGCACCUCCAAAUCCGGGGGCAUGGUUCUCAGUCGGAAAAGGGUGGAGUGGUCCCUUCGGGUUUUGAAUGAGAUCCUGCCCCAGGUGGAGGAGUUUAAGUAUCUUGGGGUCUUGUUCACGACUGAAGGAAGGGGGGUGAGGUUGACAGAUGGAUUGGCGCGGCGCCUGCAGUAAUGUGGUCGCUGGACUGGACUAUCGUGGUGAAAAGAGAGCUAAGCCGGAAGGCAAAACGCUCAAUUUACCGGUCGAUCUACGUAUGUUGCGACCCUCACCUUUGGUCAUGAGCUCUGGGUCAUGACCAAAAGAACGAGAUAACGGAUCCAAGCGGCUGAAAUUAGUUUCCUCUGUCGGGUAGCAGGACUCAACUCAGUCAUCCGGGAGGGGCUCAGAGUAGAGGAGCCAGUUGAGGUGGCUUGGCCAUCUAGUCCAGAUACCUCCCAGACACCACCCUGGUGAGGUGUUCUGGGAUUGUCUCACAGCUGGCCUGGGAAUGUCUUGGUGUCCUCCCGGUGAAGCUGGAGAUGACUGGAGAUGACCGGGGACCAGGAAGUCUGGUCUUCUGUACUGAGUUCUUCAUUUCUAAACACCCCUUUGAUGUGGCUCUGAAUACACACAAAAAACCCAAAGAAGAAUCCAAAAGCACAGAGGUACUUCUUUGAUGCUUGCUGAACUGCUCUUGUGAGUUACAGUGAACUGCAAAAUAUUACAGCACAUUAUAUUUGAUAUUCCAUUCUGUCAGAAUUGUAUUUGAAUACAAUUUUGUCAUUUCAAACAUCAAUACAAAAACCUGCACUGUGGGUAUUGUAUGAAAUAUAACUUAUAUUUAAUGUUACAUGGAUAUUUGUGUUACACAAGAUGCUCUGGACUUUAUUGCCUCACCAGAAUGGUCCUAAUUUUAGAUUUCUGGAUGCAUUCUCUGGCUUACUUAUUAUCAAAAGUGGCAAUUUAAAGCCUUAAACUAUGAAGUUGUGUGUCAUUUUGUGCCACAGUAGAGCAAAGAAGGGUAAGGUGAAACAGAGACAGAGGCAAUAAAACGGCAUUGCACAACUGUGGAUUAAAAGAAAGCUGGAGUGAUUCCGAUGAGCUGCUUAGUUGCUCUUAUCUAGCCCUCCAUACGUGUUAGAGUAAAUGAGCAAGUCAUAGGUUCUUAACCAUUUGGAAGCAUUUCUCAUUAUGACCUUUCAUUCUCCUCCACCCCCACCUACUAUUACUCAGAACAAGGUUUACAGCCCAUUGCAGUAAUAUGCUACAUUCCAUGUGUCUAAGAAGGGACUCAUGUAUUAUUAGUGAAAACAUCUUUUCUUAAGAAAAAUGGUAAAAAGGGACUUAGUGCAUGCUUGCUUGAUUUGUUGACCUGUGCUCUGUUGUCUCUUCUUUUGACAAGAUGAAACGUGUGUGUGAUUGGCAAAGCCUGCAUUUACACAAAUGAUGUUAUUGUAGUUCCUUUAUCUUGCAGUUAUGUAAAUAAACUUGACACUUUGGAAAGAACUGCGACUCAUCAUAUGGACUACUAAUUCAUAUCCAGUGGCGGGUGGCUCAUUUUGUACCAGGGCCUUCAUUCGGACUUAUAGGGGACCUAUUAUGCUAAUUCUUCCACCC
This is a messenger RNA of Doryrhamphus excisus (bluestripe pipefish), 8980 nucleotides long. It is a transcript of the gene cpne7, whose product is annotated as copine VII. NCBI's taxonomy places the organism in Eukaryota, Metazoa, Chordata, Actinopteri, Syngnathiformes, Syngnathidae. Gene Ontology annotation, biological process: cellular response to calcium ion. Gene Ontology annotation, molecular function: calcium-dependent phospholipid binding. The record is from RefSeq and is a predicted model, not a curated record. Gene Ontology annotation, cellular component: plasma membrane.